This is a messenger RNA of Bubalus bubalis (water buffalo), 2943 nucleotides long. RefSeq names its product kelch like ECH associated protein 1 (gene KEAP1). The coding region runs from base 479 to 2353 and encodes 624 amino acids. Lineage: Eukaryota; Metazoa; Chordata; Mammalia; Artiodactyla; Bovidae. Gene Ontology annotation, molecular function: transcription factor binding. The record is from RefSeq and is a predicted model, not a curated record. The transcript is spliced from 6 exons.
GCGAAGGGGUGGGGGGACCGGCUUGGUGGGCUUAGCCAUGCGCCCUUGCCCGCCGCCCUAUUCCUCGCCCAUGGGCGCCGGGCACCUGUGGGAAGGGCGGGGAAUCACGACUUCUUCCCCGCCGCGCCCUCUCCGCUCUCUCCCCGCCUCCUUCUCGGGCGUCCCGAGGCUAACCCCCAACUCGACGGCCGCGACCCCGUAGGCCCCGCCGACCCGGAGCCCAGUCACAACCCCCUCCCCCGCCGCCCCGGACAUUGGAAGCGCUCGCAGGUCUUCAAUAGCGAAAGUUAGGCGGGAGCCGCCCCCGAGCCAGGCCACGGCCCCUCGGGCUUCCCGGAAGCUCGGAGCGCGGGUGGCACCAACGUGCCCGGAGCCACCGCCGCGCCCCCUGGCAUCACCACCCCGUGGUGAGAGUAUCGGAGGCUACGCAGGCCCCUGAGUGCCAGUGGUGGUGUUGUCCCUUGUCACCUGGAACCCCAUGCAGCCGGAACCCAGGCCUAGCGGGGCCGGGGCCCAUACCCAAUUCCUGCCCCUGAGAUCACAGCGCCCCGAGGGGGCAGGGGACGCGGUGAUGUACGCCUCCACCGAGUGCAAGGCCGAGGUGACGCCCUCCCAGCAUGGCAACCGCACCUUCAGCUACACCCUGGAGGACCACACGAAGCAGGCCUUUGGCAUCAUGAACGAACUGCGGCUCAGCCAGCAGCUAUGCGACGUGACGCUGCAGGUCAAGUACCAGGACGCGCCUGCCGCCCAGUUCAUGGCCCACAAGGUGGUGCUGGCCUCGUCCAGCCCCGUCUUCAAGGCCAUGUUCACCAACGGGCUGCGGGAGCAGGGCAUGGAGGUGGUGUCCAUUGAGGGCAUCCACCCAAAGGUCAUGGAGCGGCUCAUUGAGUUCGCCUACACUGCAUCCAUUUCCAUGGGGGAGAAGUGUGUGCUCCAUGUCAUGAACGGCGCUGUCAUGUACCAGAUCGACAGCGUGGUCCGCGCCUGCAGCGACUUCCUGGUGCAGCAGCUGGAUCCCAGCAACGCCAUUGGCAUCGCCAACUUUGCCGAGCAGAUCGGCUGUACGGAGCUGCACCAGCGUGCCCGGGAAUACAUCUACAUGCACUUUGGGGAGGUGGCCAAGCAAGAGGAGUUCUUCAACCUGUCCCACUGCCAGCUGGCGACCCUCAUCAGCCGGGAUGACCUGAAUGUGCGUUGCGAGUCCGAGGUCUUCCACGCCUGCAUCAACUGGGUCAAGUAUGACUGCGAGCAGCGGCGCUUCUACGUGCAGGCGCUGCUGCGGGCUGUGCGCUGCCACUCGCUCACGCCCCACUUCCUGCAGAUGCAGCUGCAGAAGUGUGAGAUCCUGCAGUCGGACUCCCGCUGCAAGGACUACCUGGUGAAGAUCUUCCAGGAGCUCACCCUGCACAAGCCCACGCAGGUGAUGCCCUGCCGGGCACCCAAGGUGGGCCGCCUCAUCUACACGGCCGGUGGCUACUUCCGCCAGUCGCUCAGCUACCUGGAGGCCUACAACCCCAGCGAUGGCACCUGGCUCCGGCUGGCGGACCUGCAGGUGCCCCGGAGCGGCCUGGCAGGCUGUGUGGUGGGUGGGCUGCUGUACGCCGUGGGCGGCCGCAACAACUCGCCUGAUGGUAACACCGACUCCAGCGCCCUGGACUGCUACAACCCCAUGACCAACCAGUGGUCGCCCUGCGCCUCCAUGAGCGUACCCCGCAACCGAAUUGGGGUGGGCGUCAUUGACGGGCAUAUCUAUGCCGUUGGCGGCUCCCAUGGCUGUAUCCACCACAACAGUGUGGAGAGGUAUGAGCCGGAGGGGGACGAGUGGCACUUGGUGGCCCCGAUGCUGACACGAAGGAUCGGGGUGGGAGUGGCUGUCCUCAACCGUCUGCUCUACGCGGUUGGGGGCUUCGACGGGACAAACCGCCUCAACUCAGCCGAGUGUUACUACCCAGAGAGAAACGAGUGGCGGAUGAUCACACCCAUGAACACCAUCCGAAGCGGAGCAGGAGUCUGCGUCCUGCACAACUGUAUCUAUGCUGCGGGGGGCUACGAUGGUCAGGACCAGCUCAACAGCGUAGAGCGCUAUGACGUGGAGACAGAAACGUGGACGUUCGUAGCCCCCAUGAAGCAUCGGCGAAGCGCCCUGGGAAUUACCGUUCACCAGGGAAGGAUCUACGUUCUUGGGGGCUACGACGGUCACACAUUCUUGGACAGCGUGGAGUGCUAUGACCCAGACACGGACACCUGGAGCGAGGUGACCCGAAUGACCUCUGGCCGGAGUGGGGUGGGCGUGGCUGUCACCAUGGAACCCUGCCGGAAGCAGAUUGACCAGCAGAACUGUACCUGUUGAGCCGCUUCUGUUUCCUGAGCGGAAAAAAAAAAAAAAGGUCCGAUCCAGAGUAUUGUUGUUUCUGUACAAAAAAAAAAGCCAGGGACAAAUGAAGAGGCUCCACAGCGCAAUUUGUGGCCUCCAGAAUGGGAGGCUGGGACACCACGGUGUUCCAAUCACGACGUGAAAGAAAAGAAGGCUAGAGUGGGAACUCGUGAGCCUGCCAGAGCAGUCCCAGGAAUGUCCAACGAGAGCCUGCCCAGGAGGUGGGCGCGGGAAGGACGGGCUCCCCAGAGAGAGGCCCCCCAUACCCGCUACCCCAAGACUAGGCCUGGCUCCCCCACCAGCAGCCGCCACCUCCCUGUGGGAUGAAAGCAGGUGCCGGGGACAGGCUGGUUUUCAUCCCCUGCGUCUUUGUGAUUAUUUCCUAGAGGCCUGGGAAGAAGCCCACUGAGGCCUUGGGGGAAGAGGCCCCUCCAGAGGUGUGGACCCCAGGGAUGGGCCUGUACAUAGAAACCACUGGAUCUUGCUGCCCGGACAGUCAUUUUGUUGAUAAAUAGCCCUGUAACUUUCAGAUGAAAAUAAAGAACAAACUAACUAGUGUCUUCCAA